This is a messenger RNA of Drosophila sulfurigaster albostrigata, 1667 nucleotides long. RefSeq lists its product as uncharacterized. NCBI's taxonomy places the organism in Eukaryota, Metazoa, Arthropoda, Insecta, Diptera, Drosophilidae. The record is from RefSeq and is a predicted model, not a curated record.
CAAAAAAAAUACGAAAUGAAAACAAAAUCCCAUAGCUCACAAGAAAAUAGUCUCUGGCGUGUAAAGAUAUUUAAUUAAUUUAAAUAAAAGAUUUUUAUUUAAAUAUGUCUGAAAACUCUGCUGAAGGCGCCGUUGGAGGCGAUGUUAACAACAAUGGCACCGGAGUGGAGGAGCAAGUGGAGCAACCAGCUGCACAGCCACAAAAUGAGCUUCUCGAUAUGGUAUUCACAUUGGAGAGCGAGAAACAAGCGUUGCUAGAGGAGUCUCGCAAAAGAAUCGGUGCUCUGCGUAAAGAUUUUGAGGAAGCUCGUUGUGAGAAUGAGAGGCUAAAGAAGCGUGUGUCCAAUUUGGAGCAAUCUCUCAAACAGUCGGUGAUGCUGGGCGGCGUUGAUGCGCCCAAAUCACGUCAAGAGCAGGAUGAAUUGCUGCUCAAAGCCAAAACGCUGCUCUUCGAGAAGACCAAAGUGAACAAACAGCAGGAACAACAGAUUGCUGUGCUCAAGGAGCAAGUCGAUUCCAUCAAAGAAGUGCUGCAGGUUACCAAAGACAUGUUGCAACUGAAGACCACAGAAUGCGAGCACACGGAGGCACGGCUGGAGAAGAGUCAGCUCUGGAUUAAGGCCGAGCAGGACAAGUGUUUGUUGACUGAAAAGAAGCUGCUUAUCUCGAAGGCUGUGUACGAUAAGCUGCGAGCGGAAUACGACACACAGUCCAAGAUAUUUAAGGAUCUGAAAUCCGCCUAUGAACAAAAGUUGAAGGUGCUGAGCAUCGCAUUGGAGGAGGCCAAGAAAUAGUUGAACAUUUUAAUAAACUACAUAAUGUUAAUUAAAUGCACAAAUAUUGUUUAUAAGUUUAUAAUAAUUUAAUCAUCUUUCAUAUUUGUUCUGCGUCAACGCGUUGCCGGCCGGGUGGAGUCCUUGACCUAAACCUUAGGCUGUCUGCUUGGCUUGUGGUUGCUGCUGCUGUUGUUGCUGCUGCUGCUGAAUCAUCUUCGCUGCAGCUGCUUGCUUCACCUCCAGUAUACCGAUCACAGAGUUGAGGAAACGCGUCUUUUGCAGCUGAAUCUUUUCGAUUUUCUCGAUCUGCUCCUGCACGUACUCGACGCGACGCUUGAAAUAGUCCUUGGAACCAUCCAAAUCCUAUGAAACAAUCCGAUGUUAAGUUAAGCAAUUUAAAUGAAACAAAUCAAAUACCUUUUCGAUGUAGUAGCCGGUGCCAAUGUCUAUGAUAAAGUUGUUGAGGUCCUUGAUGCGACCGGGCACGUACAUACUGCUGGUGAGUGGCACCAGGAUCUGACGAUUUUCCCAAUCAGGCUGGAACGAUUCUAAGGCAUCUUUGGAGCCAGCGUAUUUCGCUUUGCAGCUAUGCAGAGUUGACAACGAGUCCUGUAUACUGCUCAUCUCCUAAACACGCCAAGUGAAAAACCAUUUAAUUGUAACAUGUGCAACACAACGAUGUUGCAACCCGUUCUUGCCGUUGCCCCCUCCCUUGACUCUUUAUGGUCGGUGAGCAAGAGCAAACACCCACAUGCGAUUCGGUAGACUCACCUGCUCGAACUCUUGCUUGAUUUGCAUCAAUUGGUCCGGACUGAGCUUGGUGAGAUCGAUCAUCUCGGUUUUAGCGGUAUUAUUUGCGGUCGCAGCCAUGUUUUGUGCUUAAACUUAUAA